This is a messenger RNA of Pisolithus orientalis, 1800 nucleotides long. Its product is annotated as CMGC MAPK protein kinase. The transcript is spliced from 12 exons. Bases 363 to 1475 code for a protein of 370 amino acids. Gene Ontology annotation, molecular function: MAP kinase activity; ATP binding. The record is from RefSeq and is a predicted model, not a curated record. Gene Ontology annotation, biological process: intracellular signal transduction; protein phosphorylation. Lineage: Eukaryota; Fungi; Basidiomycota; Agaricomycetes; Boletales; Pisolithaceae. Gene Ontology annotation, cellular component: cytoplasm; nucleus.
AACCCCAACAGGAAACUUUCUCAGCGACCUACAUAUUACCAUGUCUGCAGGGGUGUCCAACCACAAAUCAGAGCUUACCAUUCGCAGUGGACACUUCCAUCAAACCAAAUUGUUGACACCUAAUGUCCCCAACAAUCAUUAAUAUGCCCCUGUCACUGCCCCUGCUGCCCGCAUCGCCACUGGCGAUGCAGAGGGCUACUCAGACACCAGGCACUGCCCGUUACCUUCUCGUCCAUCAUCACAUCAAAGAUUCCAGCCUCUGGUUGUCUAUACCAGAACACCAUUCCUGAUAUAUUAUAUAGCAUCAGGUGUGUCCACGAAUUUGCACUACACUUGACUUUCCUCCCUUUGCUCUGCCUAAGAUGACGGCUGCCACAGCACCAGCACCUAAAUCUAAAAGUCAGAAACCAAUGCCAAAGUUCAAUAUCGGUCCUGAUUACCAGAUUCUCCACAGUCUUGGCGAAGGAGCAUAUGGCACCGUUACCGCUGCUUUGCACAAGCCUAGCGGUCGCAAUGUGGCCAUCAAGAAGAUCCUCCCUUUCGACCAUGCCCUCUUCUGCUUGCGAACCUUACGGGAACUCAAGUUACUCAAAUUUUUUUCCGAAACUUGCGUGAAUGAGAAUAUCAUCUCCAUCUUGGACAUCGUCAAGCCGUCUUCGUUUGACGAUUUUAAGGAGGUUUAUUUCAUUCAAGAGCUCAUGCAGACGGACUUACAUCGAGUGAUACGCACACAACCCUUGUCAGAUGAUCAUUGCCAAUAUUUCAUAUAUCAAACUCUCCGGGCGCUGAAGUCCAUUCACAGUGCAGACAUCGCCCACCGUGACCUCAAGCCAGCAAACCUCCUACUCAAUGCAAACUGCGAUCUUAAAGUCUGUGAUUUUGGUUUGGCACGUAGUGUCAAAUCAACCGUGCCUGGAGGAAAAGAGAUGGGCCUCAUGACGGAAUACGUAGCGACUCGGUGGUAUCGAGCUCCUGAAAUUAUGUUGUCCUUUAAGAUGUAUACUAAGGCUGUUGAUAUGUGGGCUGUCGGUUGCAUCCUUGCAGAGUUGCUGACGGGAAAGCCUCUCUUUCCCGGUCGGGACUACGGACAUCAACUCGACCUCAUAUUAGAUGUCAUAGGCACUCCAACGUUAGAUGAAUUUUAUUCCAUCACUUCGAGAAGAUCAAGAGAUUACAUUCGGGCGCUACCUAUACGGAAGCGGAAAUCAUUCACAACGCUGUUUCCUAAAGUUUCCCCGGAUGCUAUCGAUUUCCUUCAGAAAACACUGACAUUUGAUCAGAGGAAGAGGAUGACCGUCGAUGAAGCGCUUGAGCAUCCAUACCUGGCUACCUAUCACGAUCCAGAAGAUGAACCUGUGGUUGCGUCACUGGAUCCCGACUACUUUUAUUUUGACCAGUACAAGGACGAUCUCACUAAAGCUGAGCUCAAAGAGCUUCUGUACGAGGAAAUCAUGUCUUUCACGCCGUGUAUUUGAGGAGAGUCGACAGCAAUCGCUGUUGACGUAUUUAUUGGGUGCAUAACUUAAUUUUGCUAUUGUUAUCUGUUAUCAUGCAAUAUUUACUAUCUCCCGCGAUGUACUAACCAUGGGACACACGAUGGACACCACAUAAUCUCAUCUACUGCUCACACUAAAGUUAACAUGUAUUUAUGUAGAUGACAGUAGAAGCUAUUGCGCAGAGGACAGGCUAUGGUAUGAAGAGCAAUAGACAAGAGCACUUGCCUUAUACUUGAGUUAAAUGGUAGUUUUUGAAGAUAAGCUUGCUGGGGCUCUUGUUCUUGAGAGAACAAUAGAACAAAUG